GUGUUAGUCAAUUUUACAGCAUGGGGUUAACAUGUAUUUGUUUUCAUUUUUUUCACUGUAGACCUGAUGCCACUGAAAGAAGAGAGUCAAGAACUGAAUGAAAUGGAAGAAGAAUAUCAUGAUUUCAUAACUGGGAAAAAAUCCACAAAGACCGAAAAGACUUCCUCACGAAAAAGAGCCCAGAAGAAACCUUACAGGUUUUGCACCUGCCAUCAGUGUGGAAAGAGAUUCAGUCAAAAACAAAACCUUAAAAUCCACAUGAGAAUUCACACGGGAGAGAAACCGUACACCUGUCAACGGUGUGGAAAGAGUUUCAGUCAAAAAGGGAACCUUAAAAGCCACAUGAAAAUUCACACGGGAGAGAAGCGUUUCAUCUGCCAACAGUGUGGAAACAGUUUCACUCAAAAAGGGAACCUUAAAAAACACAUGGGUAUCCACACCGGAGAGAAGCCGUUCACAUGUGAUCAGUGUGGAAAGAGUUUCACACACAAAGACAUCCUUAAUUCCCACAUGAGGAUUCACUCAAGAGAGGACUGUUUUUUAUGUCAGCAGUGUGGAAGAAGUUUCGCUCAUAAAGUAAGCUUCAAGAUUCACAUGAGAGUUCACACGGGAGAGGAGCCUUACGCAUGCUCUCAGUGUGGAAAGAGUUUCAGAUAUAAACCAUCUCUUGAUUCCCACAUGAGAGUUCACACUGGAGAAAACCCU
This is a messenger RNA of Sinocyclocheilus rhinocerous, 705 nucleotides long. Its product is annotated as gastrula zinc finger protein XlCGF49.1-like. The record is from RefSeq and is a predicted model, not a curated record. Gene Ontology annotation, biological process: regulation of gene expression. Gene Ontology annotation, cellular component: nucleus. The transcript has a single exon. Lineage: Eukaryota; Metazoa; Chordata; Actinopteri; Cypriniformes; Cyprinidae. The annotation marks the transcript as partial.